Messenger RNA from Candidula unifasciata, 1327 nucleotides. The record is from the annotation of a GenBank genome assembly. Lineage: Eukaryota; Metazoa; Mollusca; Gastropoda; Stylommatophora; Geomitridae.
AUGGAGUCUCUCAAUGUCCAGGGAGCCAAUGUUACAAGGGUGACACCGACAGGCCGCAUUGAAGAUGGCGGAGACUUCACCGACUUCUACAACCUUCCUGAGGAGAUGGACGAGUUUACCAGGAUGGAGCUUCAAGCGUCGCAGGAUGAGGAAUUGGCCAGAUUGUUGCAAGAACAAGAGCAUAAGAGAACAAAAGCCGAGAUUGAUCAAGAAAAACUACGGAAGAUUGAGAUUCAGGAUGAACAGCUGGCAAGAGUUAUGCAAGAACAAGAGAAACUUCGGCUGAAAAAGGCCAAACAAAAGAACCUGACUAAAAAAGAUGCUAAAAGGCAAGUAUCUACAGAAUCUCUGCCACUUGGAGCUUCUGCUAACACUCUGAACCAACAGAAGCCGCAGCCACAACCUAAUGCAGUGUCAGCAGCUGUGCCUAUAAACACCACUGGGCCCAAUAGCCGCUACCGCCGCAACAGCUACACCCAGGCAUUUGACUCACCUCCUUCACCCCCUCACUCUCAACCCCCACAGAGACAGACAUCAGACAGACCUGAUCAGCCUCUGGGACAGCAAAGAAGCCAGCCUGAUCCUAGUGUUGUGUCUACCAGCUAUAGCCAUACAAGCCAGCAAUACAUGAAAGCUCAAAAGAUGAUGUCACCACCACUAUCCUCAUCAGUGUCCAGUCCUAGAUCUGCUUACAUCGGUCCCGGAGGGGGACUGUCCACACUGGAGUCAGCCAGACGGAUAGCAGCUGGCGAUCCAGAGAGGAUCAUGGCACUGCAGAAUUCACAAAACACGGUUAUCAGCACAAGAGCAGGGUCCUUGCAGGACCGCCAUGUUAACCCACGUGACGCCUCAAGCACAAUGGAUAUUAUCCGAGCCCACAGCCACCAUGGAAACACAACAAGAUCAGUCGCCGGCAUCUCGGAUCCUCGUCAAAUUGGGAGACUUCCUCUGACUGAUGCCAGCCCACUCACUCAACCGCACACAGCCGGUGAUGCUCCUGUUGGCGCCGAACUGAGAGAUGCGGACGCAACGGAGGUCCUUAAGUGGCUUACUGCACAUGAUAGUGCAUAUGACGGUACUAACAAGCAGCCUGCAAAUCAAAAAGGGCAGACCCCACAUCAGCACUCUUCUCGAUCUGGUUCUGGAAGCUGUUACACAGAUGAAGAAGAAGACCCUCACCACGGUUCUUACCCAAAUGGUUCAGCAGGGUUUAACAUUGCUACAGCCAUUGAUCCGACUUACCAGCGCAGACACCCCGAGGCCUGCUACUCCGAGGAAACACACCUUAAAUCUCAUAUCCCAUUCUCACGGUCUUUACCACAAACUG